AUGAGGGUUACUAACGAUGUUGGUAUCGGCUACUACACCUUCAUGAACGAGGGUCUGUCAGUCCAAGGUAUGGUCAAGUACAUGGCCCUCACCAAAGGCGGUCGCUUUCUCUCUUGGAUAGCUGCUAUCGCGUAUGCAGUGGGUCGUUGGGUACUCUGGCCGCUGUGGGGUCGUAAACAUAUCACCCCUUCAGUAGAGGGGCGCCCUGGUUCGGUGAGAGUGAGGGAGUUCAACUCUCGAGAGGCUCUGAGACGCUGGGUCCACUCCGAGAAGAGGCACGGGUUCCGGUCCCCUUUGGGAAUGGAUAUCGUACAGCUCGAUGAGAGUCUCGAUGGUUGUGGACCAGCGCGGACUUUCGUUCGAGUCUUCGUCACACAUGCCUCUUCUGAUGGCUUCAGUGUGGUCCCUCUGCUCAGUGACCUCAACGAGGCUUAUGCGGCGGUCCAAAGCGGACGGCUGAGGCGAACUCUAAUGGACAGAGCACGAGAUCUUCAUGGUGACACCCUGUACCCUUGCUAUACCGUAGACCACACUACGGUGCCUCAGCAAGGGUUUGGUCACUGUGUGAAGCUUCUACCUUCUAUUCAUCUGGUACUCCACAGUGUUGGUCGUAGACUAGGAGCCCCUCUGGACGUGGUACUCCUGGCGGCUAUUGUCCUGGCGUCUGUGAGGGAGAGGGGAUGGCGCAGAGUAGCCAAGGCGACUCUUGUGGUACCUCUGAGGGAUGGACCCACUGAACACCAGCUGGUGGGCCUAUUCGCUGAUCUUAGGAAUAUCGACAUACCAUUGGAGGACGUCCCCGAAGACAACGGGCAACCCUGUGCGACCAGCGUCCUCAAUUUGGUCCUAACAUUACGGCACAUUAUCAAGUUCCGUCGAUGGACCAUCCCGACUCCUCUGAGUAGCUGUGAGCGGCUCCUGGUGAACCUCCUACCGGCACAGUUCCCUUCGGAGACGGACACCUCUGGACGGUUCGAGCAGAACUUGAAUAUCAUACCGCUCCCUCAAGGGAGUUCUGUUUCUGCAACGAGGGCGAUGGAUAUUGCUUGCGACCAGACAAGUCGAUAUUCCUGGGCUCUGAGAUUCAAGUGCCGUCAGCCCGACUACACUCGAGAGGACCUCGCCAGCUGGCUGAGGCACUUCCAAGACGCCUUGAGGGACAUGGUCGUCGACCCUAUGCGCCCACUAUACCAUUAG
Messenger RNA from Perkinsus marinus ATCC 50983, 1197 nucleotides. RefSeq lists its product as hypothetical. Lineage: Eukaryota; Perkinsozoa; Perkinsida; Perkinsidae. The record is from RefSeq and is a predicted model, not a curated record. Bases 1 to 1197 code for a protein of 398 amino acids. The transcript has 3 exons.